AUGCCACCCAAUUCCGUUGUAAAAACAUCCCUGAUUGUUGGAGGACUAACAUUUCUGGGUUUUAUGGCUGGAGGAAGACUUGGUUCUAUGUUUGGAGCAGUUAUUGGAACAGUGGUUUGUUCAAUGUUUAAUAUAGAAGAACCAACCGGAUUACAAGACCCUCGGCCUCGAGAUGAAAAUCCUCGCUUUGCACCUUAUCCCCGUCCAAGCAAUACAAAUCGGAAUAAUAAAAAUAAAGUCAAUAAAUCUAAAAAUGAACCGUGUGAACUAUCAAAAUGUUCAAUAUGUCUUGAACCAUUUAAAGCUUCAAUUGUAUUAUUACCAUGUUCACAUAUGUGUUUUUGUGAUGAAUGUUUUGAAAAAGUGAAGAAAAAAAAGGUUUCUACUUGUCCAAUUUGCAGAGAAAAUAUUGAUAAUGUUAUGUAUGUGUAUCCUUCAUAA
Molecule: messenger RNA, 441 nt
Organism: Macrosiphum euphorbiae (potato aphid)
Lineage: Eukaryota; Metazoa; Arthropoda; Insecta; Hemiptera; Aphididae
Source: the annotation of a GenBank genome assembly